Molecule: messenger RNA, 402 nt
Organism: Striga asiatica
Lineage: Eukaryota; Viridiplantae; Streptophyta; Magnoliopsida; Lamiales; Orobanchaceae
Source: the annotation of a GenBank genome assembly
AUGUCGGAUCAGAAGCGAAAGAAAAACGAGCUGCUACUUGCUACUUUGGUCUUUUUGGUGACCGGCCUUGCCCUAGGAGAAACAACCUCGCCGAAUAAACUUACAGCCGCUUUCACAGAUUCGAACGGUGCUCGGGUAUCGAUUUCUCCCACAUCGACUUUUGGAGAGUUCGUGUCGCCGGGCGACACGGGUCGGGCAGGGGAGCUGACCGAGACUGGGGACCCGACGGAUUUAGGUGAUCCGAAUCCGUUUUGCCAUGUCCUAACGCUAAAACCGAACAUCGUCUUGUUUGGCUCGGAAAACUGCACACCUAUGCUCCCUUCAGUAGCCCUCUCCAAUGAGUAUAAGAUUCCACACAUGAAUAAGACCGGAUUAGAAAAGGAAGCUCGUCUUCCUAAAUAA